Messenger RNA from Rotaria sordida, 354 nucleotides. NCBI's taxonomy places the organism in Eukaryota, Metazoa, Rotifera, Eurotatoria, Philodinida, Philodinidae. The record is from the annotation of a GenBank genome assembly.
AUGAAGUAUUAUAAAAAUCAUCCACCACCAAAACGUUCAAAAUUAUCAACAAUCGAACCAAAUACAAAUGUUGAAGCAUGUGAGCAAUUGGUAAUCGAAAGACCACAAACUGAAGAAUGUGAAAAUGAAACAGUAAUUAUUUCUUGUGAUAAAAGUAAGUUUUUGUCAGGUUAUUUUGAUAUAAACCGCAGGACCAUUAGUAUCACCAUCUAAUAUAAUUCGUGAGUUACCUCAGCUACAAUCAACAAAUACAUUAUUGUAAACAAUUUAAUUCAAUAUUUUUUUAUUAAGAAUAAUCAUCUACACCAGCAACAACAAUAACAACAUCCAAUGAAUCAUCAAUAAGUCCAAAUA